UUCCAAAUACUAUAUUUUAAAGUUUUUUACAUAUACUUUCCUAUAAAGUAUCUUAGAUAAAUAUAGAUAUAUACAAACUUCUCUAUAUAAAGAACUUCAAUGAAUCUCUCAUCUCACUCAAUCCAAACUCAACCAACAACGCUACACUUCAUCAUAAAAAAUAAAAAACCAAUGGCAACCAUUUCCUUCCCUCACAACCACCAAUCAUCCGACAGCCGCCGUGGUGGAUCCCACCACCACCGUCACGGCCCCGUCGUGGAAGAGAUCGAAGGACUCAUCAAAGUUUUCAACGACGGCUGCGUCGAAAGACCUCCCAUAGUUCCCACCGUCUCACCCACCCUUCACCCAUCUGCUAAAGCCACAGCCUUUGACAUCAAACUAUCCAACGACACAUGGACACGUGUAUACAUCCCCGACGCCGCAGCAGCCUCGCCGUCCGUUACUCUCCCUCUCCUCGUUUACUUCCACGGCGGUGGCUUCUGCGUUGGCUCCGCAGCUUGGAGUUGCUACCAUGACUUCUUGACCAGCCUCGCCGUUCAAGCCCGUUGCGUUGUCGUCUCCGUAAACUACCGUUUAGCCCCUGAACACCGUCUCCCGGCGGCGUACGACGACGGCGUUAACGUCGUCACGUGGCUAGUCAAGCAACAAAUAUCUAACGGUGGAUAUCCUUCUUGGGUGAGUAAGUGCAACCUCUCAAACGUUUACUUGGCCGGAGAUAGCGCCGGAGCCAACAUAGCUUACCAAGUCGCCGUCAGAAUCACCGCCAGUGGCAAAUACGUAAACACUCCAAACCUCAAGGGCAUAAUUCUCAUCCACCCUUUCUUCGGCGGCGAAUCAAGAACGUCCUCGGAGAAACAGCAACACCACUCCAAGUCAUCGGCUCUAACUCUUUCUGCUUCCGACGCGUAUUGGCGUCUAGCUCUACCACGUGGAGCGAGUAGAGACCAUCCUUGGUGUAACCCUCUGGGGAGCUCGACGGCGGGAGCGGAGUUACCCACUACGAUGGUGUUCAUGGCGGAGUUUGAUAUACUAAAAGAUAGAAACUUGGAGAUGUGUAAAGUGAUGAGAAGCCAUGGGAAGAGAGUUGAAGGUAUUGUUCAUGGAGGUGUUGGUCACGCUUUUCAUAUUCUCGACAACUCGUCGGUGUCACGUGAUCGAAUCCACGACAUGAUGUGUCGUCUUCACAACUUCAUACAUCCAUAAUAAUUCCCUAAAGACUUUCUUUCGCAACCUUUAAUUGAUUUUAAAUGUUGGACGUGAAAAUAAUGAUAAAAACUUAAUAUGUUUGUGUUUUGAUUGUGGAUUAAAGUAAGUUUUGCUUUGUAGUGUUUUUCAAUGGAUGUGAUUAGUAUAAAUUAGUACGAUUCCUCCUCUAUUUGGAUAAAUUAUGUAAUUGUAAUAUAUAAUUAUAAGCUUUUGGUUUGUGUUCUAUA
This is a messenger RNA of Arabidopsis lyrata subsp. lyrata, 1433 nucleotides long. Its product is annotated as probable carboxylesterase 17. The record is from RefSeq and is a predicted model, not a curated record. Lineage: Eukaryota; Viridiplantae; Streptophyta; Magnoliopsida; Brassicales; Brassicaceae. Gene Ontology annotation, molecular function: hydrolase activity. The transcript has a single exon. The coding region runs from base 100 to 1203 and encodes 367 amino acids.